CCUCGGCUGAGCUGCAUUCCAAUCCCAGCUACAUCCGGAGCCCAGCUACAUUCGAGCCCAGCCACAUCCCGAGCCAACCUUCCAGAAGCACCAUGAACCCAAGUGCUGCUGUCGUUCUCUGCCUCGUGCUGCUGAGUCUGAGUGGGACUCAAGGGAUCCCUCUCGCAAGAACGGUGCGCUGCACCUGCAUCGACUUCCAUGAACAGCCGCUGAGACCCAGGGCCAUAGGAAAACUUGAAAUCAUUCCUGCAAGUCUAUCCUGUCCGCAUGUUGAGAUCAUUGCCACAAUGAAAAAGAACAAUGAGAAGAGGUGUCUGAAUCCGGAAUCUGAGGCCAUCAAGAGCUUAUUGAAAGCGGUGAGCCAAAGAAGGUCUAAAAGAGCUCCGUAACUAGAGAGAAGCCACUCGCCACAGUGCUGAGACCGAUGGACAGCAGAGAGACGGUCUCUCCACCUCCCUUUACCCAGUGUGCGGCUAGUCCUAACUGUCCCUGUUUCUCCUGACCAUGGUCCCAUCAGCUGCUACUCCCACUACAGGGUGAUGGACAAGGCCUGGUCCUGAGACAAAAGUAACUCCAGCAGCAAGGCUUCCCAAUUCUCUAAGAGCUGGUCCGAAUCUUCCCUCAGGCAGCUAUGACGGCUCUCCUAGCUCUGUUCUGUAAGCUAUGUGCAGGUACUAAUCUCUUCAGCAUGUGCCAUGCCCCAGCCUGCUCCACACACCCUCCUUCUCCCUAGCUCUAAGCUCAUCAGUUCUGAGUUCACCUGAGCUCCUUUAUUUCAAAUGCAGUCCAGGUGAGAUGGCAAAUCAAGUUUGUCAGAACAAACUUACCACCACCUUCCCAAGGGAAUUUCAUAACUCAGAAUACUCACAGGAACCUAGACAUGCAUGUUUAAAUAUUAUUUAAUGACCGACUGUACAAAGUGGAACUCCUAGAUGUAUUUUUUGUACGAUUUUCAUUGUAUAUGUAAGAACUUGUGUGGUUAAGUAUGUAUCAAUGGGUAGUUAAAGUUUACAUAGGCAAAUGCUUUGAAUGCUACAUAUUACAAGAUGUGUUGGAUGGUUUUCAAAAUAAAAUGUACUGUAUUGAAUGUAGUAUGAGACCAAAAAAGUAAUAAAGUAAUAAUAACUGACAUGA
Rattus norvegicus (Norway rat) is the source of this 1134-nucleotide messenger RNA. It is a transcript of the gene Cxcl10, whose product is annotated as C-X-C motif chemokine ligand 10. Gene Ontology annotation, molecular function: chemoattractant activity; heparin binding; CXCR3 chemokine receptor binding. Lineage: Eukaryota; Metazoa; Chordata; Mammalia; Rodentia; Muridae. The record is from RefSeq and is marked provisional. Gene Ontology annotation, cellular component: extracellular region. The transcript has 4 exons. Bases 93 to 389 code for a protein of 98 amino acids. Gene Ontology annotation, biological process: positive chemotaxis; G protein-coupled receptor signaling pathway; T cell chemotaxis.